Molecule: messenger RNA, 2455 nt
Organism: Abrus precatorius (Indian licorice)
Lineage: Eukaryota; Viridiplantae; Streptophyta; Magnoliopsida; Fabales; Fabaceae
Product: G-type lectin S-receptor-like serine/threonine-protein kinase At1g34300
Exons: 2
Coding region: 47-2383 (778 amino acids)
Biological process (GO): protein phosphorylation; recognition of pollen
Molecular function (GO): ATP binding; protein serine/threonine kinase activity
Source: RefSeq, a predicted model, not a curated record
AAUCUCGAAGCUCCAAAGUUGACCAAACCAAAACAACUUUGGAACCAUGGCUCUCUGCACCAACACCAACGCCGCCACCACCACCAUCUUCUUCUUCUUCUUUCUCUUCAACUUUCAAUCCUCUCUUUCCCAGCUAACAUCCUUCAACAUCUCACACUCCCCAUGGCUCCCAACACAGAACUUGACCCUUCUCUCCCCAAACAAAAACUUCACUGCAGGCUUCUUUUCCCAACCCAACUCUCCGAACCUCUUCACCUUCUCAGUUUGGUUCACCAAAGUCCCUAAAAGUGCAAACCCUCUUAUAUGGACCGCCACACCCCAAGUCAACACUUCUGGCUCCCUUGUAAUCACUUCAAAAGGUGAACUUCUCCUCAAUGGUUCAUCCUUUCCCAAUGCUUCCACUGCCACUCAGCUUGUUCUUCAAAAUGAUGGAAACCUGGUGUUUGGAAACUGGUCCAGCUUCAAGAACCCAACCGACACAGUUUUGCCCAACCAGAACUUCAGUACUAUGAUUGAGUUGAAAUCCAACAAUGGGAAAUUCAAGUUCAUCAAUGCUCAGUUUCUGGUCCUCGGUUCCACCUCAGCUCAGUACUACAAUACCCCAAGCCGCUUGCUAAGCAUGGAUGAUCAAGGAAAAAUGAGCAUGGAUGGAAGCUCUUUUCUCACCUCUGAUUAUGGUGACCCCAGGUUGAGGAAAGUGGUUAUUGAUGAUGAUGGGAAUCUCAGGAUCUAUAGCUUCUACCCUGAGCAGAAUAACCAGUGGGUUGAGGUUUGGAAAGGGGUGUGGGAGAUGUGCAUAAUCAAAGGUAAAUGUGGGCCCAAUGCUGUUUGUGUGCCCAGAGAGGAUUUGAAUACUUCUACUAAUUGUGUUUGCCCAUCUGGGUUUAACCCAAAUCAAGGAGGGCCUGAAAAUGGUUGCACAAGGAAAAUCCCACUUUCCAAAAACACCCAAUUUAUCAGGCUGGAUUAUGUGAAUUACACCAGUGAUGGUAGCAUGAUUCAAAUCGCUGCUGAAAACUUCACAAUAUGUGAGUCUAGCUGCAGAUCAGACAAAACCUGUCUUGGAUUUGGUUUCAAGUAUGAUGGAACAGGCUAUUGUGUGUGGCUAAAGGGGACACAGCUUCAAUAUGGUCAUUGGUCACCAGCCACUGAAACUGCGUUGUUUGUGAAAGUUGACCAAUCUGAAUCACAAGCUUCUAACUUCAUUGGCAUGACGGAGGUUAUGCAAACCACAUGUCCUGUGAACAUAAGCCUGCCACUGCCUCCAAAGGAUUCAAACACUACUGCAAGGAACAUUGCCAUAAUCUGCACUCUCUUUGCUGCAGAACUCAUUGCUGGGGUGGCAUUCUUUUGGUCUUUCCUAAAGAGGUACAUCAAGUAUAGGGACAUGGCCACCACACUAGGCCUUGAGCUUCUUCCUGCUGGUGGCCCCAAAAGGUUCACCUACUCGGAAAUCAAAGCAGCAACCAAUGACUUCUCCAACCUCAUAGGGAGAGGAGGCUUUGGAGACGUCUACAAAGGGGAGUUACCAGAUCACCGUGUGGUGGCAGUGAAGUGCCUCAAGAAUGUCACAGGCGGUGAUGCUGAGUUUUGGGCUGAGGUCACAAUAAUUGCCAGAAUGCACCACCUCAACUUGGUGCGCUUGUGGGGCUUCUGUGCUGAGAAGGGCCGAAGGAUACUUGUGUAUGAGCACAUCCCUGGUGGCUCAUUGGACAAGUACUUCCCAAAAGGGAACAUUCACAGCAACAACAACAAAAAGCCUGUUUUGGAUUGGAACAUGAGGUAUAGAAUUGCUCUAGGAGUGGCGAGGGCUAUUGCAUACUUGCAUGAGGAGUGUUUGGAGUGGGUUUUGCACUGUGAUAUCAAGCCAGAGAACAUUUUAUUGGGUGAUGAUUUUUGUCCAAAGAUAUCAGAUUUUGGGUUGGCUAAAUUGAGAAAAAAGGAGGAUAUGGUCACCAUGUCAAGGAGGAGGGGUACUCCUGGUUACAUGGCUCCUGAAUGGAUCACUGCAGACCCAAUUACUUCCAAGGCUGACGUGUAUAGCUUCGGCAUGGUGUUGUUGGAGCUUGUGAGUGGGAUAAGGAACUUUGAGAUCCAAGGAUCUGUGGUCCGAAGUGAGGAGUGGUAUUUCCCUGGCUGGGCUUUUGAUAAGAUGUUUAAGGAGAUGAGAGUUGAAGACAUUCUGGAUAGUCAAAUAAGGGAUGUUUAUGAUAGCAGGGCCCAUUUUGAGUUGGUUAAUAGGAUGGUCAAGACAGCAAUGUGGUGCCUUCAGGAUAGGCCUGAGUUGAGGCCCACUAUGGGGAAAGUGGCUAAGAUGAUCGAAGGGACUGCGGAGAUCACUGAGCCCAAAAAGCCCACUGUUUUCUUCCUCGGGGAUGAGUAGAAUAUACUCAUUAAUACCGGGUCAUAUUUACUUGUUCUUUCCCAUGCUUGUUUUUGCUUUUUUGGUAUCUUU